Beta vulgaris subsp. vulgaris (sugar beet) is the source of this 1718-nucleotide messenger RNA. Its product is annotated as actin-66. The record is from RefSeq and is a predicted model, not a curated record. NCBI's taxonomy places the organism in Eukaryota, Viridiplantae, Streptophyta, Magnoliopsida, Caryophyllales, Amaranthaceae. The transcript is spliced from 5 exons. Gene Ontology annotation, cellular component: cytoplasm. The coding region runs from base 227 to 1360 and encodes 377 amino acids.
GGUAUAUUUUAAAUUUUAAAUUGAAAAGACGUGGACAACCACGAUUUUUUUUUAACACUCUCCCUCCCUAUUUUUGUAACCCUCUCCCUUCUCUUUCUCUUCUUCCUUACCAUUUUCUUUCUCCUUCCAAAAACAAAGACGCUCAUUCAAUUGAUUCUCAAGAGUUUUCUCAUUUUCUCUCUCCUCUUUUAUCGCUGCAUUCUUCAUCGAAUUCUAGUCAUAUAAGAUGGCAGACGUAGAGGAUGUUCAACCACUUGUUUGUGACAAUGGAACUGGAAUGGUUAAGGCUGGAUUUGCUGGAGAUGAUGCUCCGAGGGCUGUGUUCCCCAGUAUUGUAGGUCGUCCUCGUCACACUGGUGUCAUGGUUGGUAUGGGCCAGAAGGACGCAUAUGUUGGAGACGAAGCCCAAUCAAAACGAGGUAUCUUGACCUUGAAAUACCCUAUUGAGCACGGAAUUGUCACCAACUGGGAUGACAUGGAAAAGAUCUGGCAUCAUACCUUCUACAAUGAGCUUCGAGUUGCUCCUGAGGAGCACCCAGUCUUGCUUACAGAAGCACCCCUUAACCCAAAGGCCAAUCGUGAGAAGAUGACCCAGAUCAUGUUCGAAACUUUUAAUGCUCCUGCUAUGUAUGUCGCCAUCCAGGCUGUUCUCUCCCUAUAUGCUAGUGGUCGUACUACUGGUAUUGUUUUGGACUCUGGUGAUGGUGUGAGUCACACUGUUCCCAUCUACGAGGGUUAUGCCCUCCCACACGCUAUUUUGCGUCUGGAUUUGGCUGGACGUGAUCUCACUGACCACCUCAUGAAGAUUCUAACUGAGAGAGGGUACUCUUUCACCACCACUGCUGAGAGAGAAAUUGUAAGGGAUAUAAAGGAGAAGCUGUCAUACAUUGCUCUUGACUAUGAGCAGGAGAUGGAGACUGCCAAGACUAGCUCUGCAGUUGAGAAGAACUAUGAAUUGCCCGAUGGGCAGGUUAUUACCAUCGGUGGUGAGCGUUUCCGAUGCCCUGAAGUCCUUUUCCAGCCAUCCAUGAUCGGUAUGGAAGCUGCAGGUAUUCACGAAACCACUUACAACUCCAUCAUGAAGUGUGAUGUCGAUAUCAGGAAAGAUCUGUACGGAAACAUUGUUCUCAGUGGAGGAACCACAAUGUUCCCGGGAAUUGCUGAUAGAAUGAGCAAAGAAAUCACUGCUUUGGCUCCAAGCAGCAUGAAGAUCAAGGUUGUAGCCCCACCUGAAAGGAAAUACAGUGUCUGGAUUGGAGGGUCCAUCUUAGCAUCUCUCAGCACAUUCCAGCAGAUGUGGAUUGCAAAGGCAGAAUAUGACGAAUCUGGUCCAUCAAUUGUUCACCGCAAGUGCUUCUAAAUUCUUUCUGUUGGAUUAUAGAGGUGGAAGAAGAAUAAUCUUCCCAUUGGGGCAAACAAAUUACGGCUUGCAGAUUUUUUUUUUAUAUGACCGAGUUCUUUUGAAGUAUUAUAUUUUACAAGUUUAUUGUCAUUGUUGUCCACUGUCUAGACUUGGCCUAUUGAGAGUUGAGACUGGACAGGGAAAAAAGAAAAAGAAGUUAAAAAUUAAAUUCGUUCAUUAUUUUGUUUUAUUUAGUUGAAUUUCUUGUUCAAUUAUAAUUGAAGAGUAAUCUGUGAUAUACUAACUUUUGUCCAUUUUGUUACUAUUAAAAAUUUCACUUUCUUUAUUCAUGAAAUAUAUAACGAUGUUGUAUUCC